This is a messenger RNA of Acanthosepion pharaonis, 807 nucleotides long. The record is from the annotation of a GenBank genome assembly. NCBI's taxonomy places the organism in Eukaryota, Metazoa, Mollusca, Cephalopoda, Sepiida, Sepiidae.
AUGACUUUGCAAGGCACCAACACUUAUUUGAUAGGCAGUGGACCGAGAAAACUGCUGAUUGAUACUGGUGAGAUCAAUAACAAUGAAUAUCUCUCUUUGCUGCAGUCGAUUCUCAAGGCCAAUGACAGUUACAUAGCUGAGAUCAUUGUCACUCAUUGGCACCCUGAUCAUGUUGGUGGAGUGCCUGACAUCUGCAAAAUGCUUGCUGAUCAAUCAGCUUCUCAGCCAACAAUAUCUAAAUUUCCCAGAACCAAGGCUCCAGAAUUCUCUUUAGGCGGUAUUCCAUACAACUUUAUAGAAGACAAUCAUGUAUUUCACACAAAUGGAGCAACUUUACGAGCCCAUCACACUCCAGGUCACUCUGAGGAUCACUUGAUACUGUACCUAGAAGAAGAAAAUGCUGUCUUUUCUGGUGACACUGUUCUAGGAGAAGGCACAACUGUAAUGGAAGAUUUAUUCCUAUACAUGAAAUCUCUGCAAACCAUUUUGGAUUUAAAUCCCCAAAUCAUCUACCCUGGACAUGGACCACUGGUAGAAGACCCGAUUACAUUUGUCAAAAAUUACAUCCAACAUAGAAAACAUCGAGAGACACAGAUUUUCAAUUACUUAAAAGAAAAUUCUCCUAAAUCAUUCAACUUGGUAGAAAUCAGGACACAGAUAUACAAGGACUUGAAUAAAUCCUUGUACAAAGCAGCUGAAAAGAACACUGUUUUGCAUUUGCAGAAACUAGAAAAAGAGAAUGUUGUAGAAAGUCUUAAUGAAAAUGGUUCUCAGAAAUGGCGUUACCUUAUCAAAUCCACCUUAUGA